AGAGCCUCGCUUUGAAACAACAAAUUAUAACCUUGCCUUUCAGUGUGUCGGUUUGCGUCAGGAUCUGUGAAUGCAGGGCAUAAAUCGAGGGAGCAAGGAUUGUUUUUAAAUUCAUUUGUAAACAAAGACUUCUAGUCUAAGAAGUUCUACAACUAGAGAUGUCUUUGACAGUCGCAGGUUCCCGUUUCUUUACACGUGGCUUUGGGCCUAAGAGCCUACAAAACUGCGGGAUGCUUUUUGGUGUAUGUCGUCAGCAAUUGUCAACGACAGUGCAAGGAAACAAAAGUUUUUCAACACAUUCAGAUGGAUUAAGAGGAAUGGAUGUAGCAGAUAACUCCAGUUCAAAGUUGAAACUUAAUGGCAAGACUGUUCGCAUUGGCUGUGCUUCAGGUUUCUGGGGUGAUACUGCAGUGGCUGCCCCCCAGUUGGUGCAUUCUGGGAAGCUAGACUUUUUGAUGUUUGAUUAUCUAUCAGAGAUAACAAUGUCUCUUUUAACUGCAAUGAAGAAGAAAGUUCCAGAUAUGGGGUAUGCACCAGAUUUUGUGAAUGUUGCAAUUGGGCCACUUUUGAAAGACAUCAAGAAGAAAGGAAUAAGAGUGUUGAGUAAUGCUGGUGGAGUGAACCCAAAUGCUUGUGCGAUGGCUCUGAAGAAACAAUGCGAGAAAGCUGGUGUUGAUAUGAACAUAGCUGUAGUAACAGGAGAUGACCUUAUGCCUAAUUUAAAGAACCUUUUGUCUGGUGAAAUGGGUCCAGAUGUUUUAGGUGAGGUUGCCCAAAAUGCCAAGUUCAUUACAAGCAUGAAUGCCUAUUUAGGUAGCUGGCCAAUUUCACGUGCACUUGACCUUGGAGCAGAUAUUGUUGUAACAGGUCGCUGUGUGGACAGUGCAUUGGCUCUUGCCCCUCUUCUCCACACUUUCAAAUGGAAGCCUGAUGAUUAUGACCUUCUUGCAGCAGGGAGUUUGGCAGGACAUUUGAUAGAGUGUGGUGCACAAGUGACAGGGGGUAUAUUUUCUGGUUGGGAAAUGGUACCAGACUGGCACAACAUUGGGUUUCCAAUUGUAGAAUGUGCUGCUGACGGCGUCUUCAUGGUAACAAAGCCACAAGGAACUGGUGGUCUUGUUACAAAAGGCACAGUAGGAGAACAGCUAGUCUAUGAGAUUGGGGAUCCACAGAACUAUUUUUUGCCUGAUGUUACAUGUGAUUUCUCUCAAGUGAAUUUAAAAUCUGUGUUAGAUUCAAAUGACUGCAAUGCAGUAAUUGCUUCAAAUGCCAAAGGUAAACCACCACCAAACACAUUGAAAGUGAGUGGUACCUACUUGGAUGGAUUCAGAGCUACUGCAGUUUGCCCUGUUGUGGGCCCUCAUGCAGCUCAAAAGGCUGAAAGGGUUGCAGAGAGUAUCUUAAAAAGAUGCAGAACCAUGUUUUCUGUAUUGGGAUUACCAGACUUUUCAAAAACAAAUUUAGAAUUUUUAGGCUCAGAACACUCUUAUGGCCCAUAUGCAGUCAAUACAAAUACAAGGGAAGUUGUGCUAUGGAUGGCAGUCCAACACACCAAGAAGGAAGCCCUUGAGAUUUUUGCAAGAGAGAUUGCACCAGCUGGUACUGGAAUGGCACCAGGUCUAACACAUCUUAUUGGUGGACGUCCCAAAGUCUCUCCAGUUCUGAAAUUGUUUUCAUACUUCUAUCCAAGAGAAAAAGUUGAUAUUGAUAUUUAUAUGAAUGGUGAAUUUGUUGAGAAAUUCAAGCAGCCGGAAGUUGAUCUUUCUGGGGCAAUCUCUGACGACAAAGUAGACCAUAAAGACAGGUUUUCUGGAAAAUCUCAACAGCAUCCAUUUUUGAAGAACCUUAAUAAAGGAUCAUGUACCUUUCCUUUGGGUGCCCUUGCAUAUACAAGAAGUGGUGACAAAGGUAAUGAUGCAAACAUUGGCAUUGUUUGCAAAAAUCCAGGAUUCUACCCUUUCAUUAAAGAAGCACUAACUGAGGAGACUGUAGAAGCAUACUUUUCUCAUGUAUUUGAAAAUCAAAACCAAAAAGUAAAGGUGCAACGCUAUGAGCUGCCUGGAAUCAGUGCAUUGAACUUUGUUUUGAAGGAUUCACUUGGAGGGGGUGGCAUUGCCUCUUUGAGAAGUGAUCCUCAAGGAAAAGGCUUUGGACAAAUGCUUCUUGACUUUAAGAUUAAAAAUGUGCCUGAUUUACUUCCUUCUACUUCUGAACGGCUGACAGACUCUUAUGAAUAAGUCCUUUUGCUGAAAAAAUGCUAGCUGUAAAGAAACUAGUUAAUGUGGAGUCAAAUGUUUUAUCGCUGUUAACAUGAUGAAUAUUGCCUUGAGGAAAGUUUUUCAUAAAACCUUGCUGUUUGAUAAUGUUCUCUUCUUGUUAGAGUAAUAUGUUAUAUGUUUGAGUCAUUGCAAAUAGCUGUUCGAUUUGAGAGAUGAUAGGAAAAUGACAUAGUUUUCCAGGUAAUGAUUCUGGUAUUUAAUCAAGCAAAUGAAUCAUCCUUUUUCUGGCAUACUAAAUGUCAAUUGCUGUUUAUAUGAGGCUUAGAUUUUGAAUAUAGUUUCAUUUCAUUGUUUAUUUGAAGCUUAACAUCCAUGCAAAUUUAACUACAAGUAAAAUAUUUAUGAAUGAUUAAUCUAUUAUAAGAAAAUAAGUAAUAGAAUAUAUAUGACAAAGUCCUGUCUAGUUUGCAGAUGCUAGAGUUUCUUAAAGGAGAACUCCCCUACUACUCCAAAACUAAUGAGUGGAGAGCAGAUACUUUUUGACAAGAAUGUAUUUUAUUAAAUGGCAGAGCAUAAAUCUUUGACAUUACCUUUAAGCAUUUUUGGUAGAUAAUGUUAAAUUGCAAUUUCAAUAAACAUGAUUCAUACAUGAUUCAGAUUUUUUGGAGUUUUUUGAAUUUAGGUAAAUUCAUUCGUGGAAAUUGAGUUUUUUUAUUGGUGAGGCAAACUGGGAUUAUUCUUGAAA
Molecule: messenger RNA, 2964 nt
Organism: Rhopilema esculentum
Lineage: Eukaryota; Metazoa; Cnidaria; Scyphozoa; Rhizostomeae; Rhizostomatidae
Source: RefSeq, a predicted model, not a curated record